AUGGGAUCGAAGAAAACAAAUGCAAAAGGACGGCAAUUACAAGAACUUUUAAAUGAAGGUUUCUUAAAUUGUAUAGAAGAUGAUAGUCCAACUUAUGAAAGAAAUAAUUAUGAAGAAAAAAUAGAUUGGAUACUAGCCAAUCAACCGCUGAUUUCAUAUAUUACAAAUGUCGAAACUCAUCCUCCAUUUGGUUCAUUAAGUGGACAUAAGCCAUUAACUUUUGAAAUUACAUUAGGAGCUGAACCAAAACCAACUUCACCUAGAAUAUCCUACAAUUUUCAAGAAGUGAAGUGGGCAAAGUUUAGACAGAAAGUAGAUGAACAUCUAAUGCUAUGGAACAACACUCGUCUACUUAAUACAACAGCAGAUAUAGAAGAAUACAAGUCGUUCAUCACUGAUAGUAUUACGUUAGCAACACAACAGACUAUACCAACAUCUAAACAAAUUAAUUCAAGAUAUGCACCAAGUGAAGCAACAAAACGAUUAAUUAAAUUCAAACAUCAAGCUUAUCGCAGAUGGAAAAAGAAUGGAGAUGAUUAUGAAAAGAAACAAUAUUAUAUCUCCAAGGUGCUUUUAUCAAAUUCACUUAGAAAUGAUAGAAAAAAUAAUUUCAACAAGUUAAUGUCGUCUUUAUGUCAAAAGAAAAUGUAUUCAGCAUCAGUUUGGUUUACGGUCCGUAAAUUUUACAAUAAAAGAGUCAAACAAACGUAUCCGAAGAUGAUGAAAUAUAUAAAUACUACAGCAACAACAGAUUAUGAAAAAGCAAACCUAUUUGCUGAUUAUUUUCAAAAUGAAGUGUAUUUCAAACCACCCGAUACACUACCUUUCCAUGAACAAGUAACAAGACAAACAUACAACAUCAAAGAUAAAAUUAAAAACACAUCUAGUACAAAUUACUGGAAAGAAAUCACAAUCAAAGAAGUAAAGUGGAACAUUAAACA
Messenger RNA from Rotaria sp. Silwood2, 941 nucleotides. Lineage: Eukaryota; Metazoa; Rotifera; Eurotatoria; Philodinida; Philodinidae. The record is from the annotation of a GenBank genome assembly.